This is a messenger RNA of Balaenoptera acutorostrata (minke whale), 4303 nucleotides long. RefSeq names its product uromodulin like 1 (gene UMODL1). NCBI's taxonomy places the organism in Eukaryota, Metazoa, Chordata, Mammalia, Artiodactyla, Balaenopteridae. The record is from RefSeq and is a predicted model, not a curated record. The transcript has 19 exons. Gene Ontology annotation, molecular function: calcium ion binding; protein binding. Gene Ontology annotation, cellular component: cell surface. Bases 125 to 3631 code for a protein of 1168 amino acids.
GAUUUUUUUUGGUGGGGGGAGACGCAGUUCAACCCCAAAGUAUUUAUAAUCUGGUUUGCGGGAGGUUUAUUGGAAUGGCAACAGAAAUAAAAAUACUGGAGAGAGUUUUUUGCUGCACAGGAGAAUGGUCACCAGUGCCCUGCAGCCACUGGACGCCACUGUCCACCACUUGCACUCUGCCGGGGGGGACACCUCGAUCACGGUGUCCCAGCUGCUGCUGGGUCUGCCACAGCCGGAGCCUGUGGCCCGCAUCUCCGCGGCGCUGGACGGUGUGGUGAAACGCGUCUAUGAAGUGAUUGGCAUCCGGGUGCAAGACGUAGAUGAAUGUUCCUAUGACGAACUCAACGCCUGCCCUGGGAGGGGACGGUGUCUAAACAUGGAGGGCUCGUACCAGUGCCUCGGUCACCCGGAGUCGCCCAACUCGUCCCCCCAGAAGCUGGAUGGCACCUGUGAAGACUGCCCUCCCGUCAGAGACCUCGUGAUCCUCAACGUCACCAGCAGCAGCUUUCAAGUGUCUUGGAGUUUACAUUCCACCCAGAACUGCACUUUCCAGGUGCAGGUUUACCAGGGUGAGGAGAUGCUCAGGAAGGCCAGCACCCGGGGGACGAGCCUGGAGGUGGCCGGGCUGGAGGCCGGAGUGCUGUAUGGGGUGAGGACCAGCUACCAGACGUGCUGGGCCAACGUCACCACCAUGGUCACUGUCAGGACCGAGGCCCGGGUGUUCGAAGUCAAAAUCAGGAUCCUAAACCGCAACGUGACAGAGGGGCUGCUGGACCGUGGGAGCCCCGAGUUCCAGAACUUCUCCCAGCAGCUGCUGCACGAGGUUGCAACCUCCUUUCCGCCGGCGCUUUCUGACUUGUACCGAAGAGGGAAGCUGAGGAUGCAGGUCGUGUCUCUCCGGGCCGGAAGCGUGGUGGUGAGGCUCAGACUGACGGUGCAGGACCCCGAGUUCCCGGUGGGCGUGUCCACGCUGUCCCCCAUGCUCCCGCCUCUGUGGGCGAACACCAUGUUCCAGGUGGACCAGUGGGAGACGCUUGUGCAAGACUGGGAUGAGUGCGCAGACAGCCUGGAGCACGACUGCUCGCCGGCAGCCCAGUGCAUCAACCUCGAGGGCUCGUACACCUGCCAGUGCCGGACGGCCAGGGACGCCCACCCCUCCAGACCGGGCCGGGCCUGUGACGGUGAUGCGUUGAGCCCCACGGGUGGUGCACCAUCUCCGGUGACAGGCGAAACAGCCCCAGGUCCCAGCACAGAAACAACAGCCCUCGGCCUGGAGACCCCCACCUUGUCCCCCAGCCCUGGAUACCCGUGGGGCACCACUGCAGCAGGCCAGGCCUGGACCCCAGGGCUCCCACCCAGGAGAGGGGGCAGCGGCAUGCUCGGUCAUGGCAGGAACAGCACUGGGCAAGCCGUGGAGGAGGAGGCCAGCGUGGCCCCAGGCCUGGGGACCAGCCGGUGGACGGCCAGCAGGGUGGCUGGUACCACCUUCUCCUCCCGGGCUCCUGGGCCAACCCACAACUCCCCUCCUGGGGCCAUGGACAGCCUACCAGACUCCCCUGGAUGGUUGCCCCCGAACUCCACCACGGAGCCGCCCUUCCGGCCCGCUCCUACCCAGGGCCCCAUGGACCACGUUGAGUGGCAUGCCAGCCUCCCCACAAGGGACACACCGCCAGUACCUCUGGACCCCGCAUGGCCAAAAAACUCAGACCCUGGACCCUCCGGCUCCCCAGACCUGCCCUCGGCCACCACGCCUGCAUCUCUGAAGACCCCAACCUGCGCUCCCAUGCCCAUCAGAAGGGUCAUCGUCUCCAAUGUGACCAGCACGGGCUUUCACGUGGCAUGGGUGGCGGAUCUCACCCUGCGCCCCACUUUCCAGCUCACCCUGAUUUCUGCGCGGACCCCCACUGUGCACCUGGAGACCCGGAACGCAAGCCUGACACUGUCUGGCCUAGAGCCUGGCGUUUUGUACCUGGUGGAGAUCGUGGCCAAAGCAUGUGGAAAAGAAAGUGCCAGAGCCCACCUGAAAGUGAGGACAGCGGCCCAGAAGCUCAGUGGAAAAGUCAAAAUAGCAAAUGUCAAUUAUUCAGAAUCCUUCCGCAACGCAAGCAGCAAGGAGUACCAGGCCUUCCUAGAGCUAUUCUUUAGGAUGGUGCGGAAUUCCUUGCCAGCCUCCAUGCUUCAGCACCUGGACACAGGUGGGGUGCAGGUGGAAGUGACCCGCAUCUCCAGCGGCAGCGUCGUGGUGGAGUUCAACUUGCUGGUCAUCGCAGACGUGGAUGUCCGGGAGGUGUCUGCCACGUUCCUGGCCGCCUUUCAGAAUGCCCCUCUGCUGGAGGUGGUCGGAGGUGACCCCUUCAUAACGGAUUACGAUGAGUGUGACAGCGGGGAGGACGACUGCGCCCCGGGCUCCUCCUGCCGCAACAGCCUGGGGUCCUUCACCUGCAGCUGCGAGGGAGGCACCCCCGACCUCCCCGUGGAAUAUUCUGGAAGACCCUGCGAAGGCGACUCUCCUGGCAACACAUCCCAGAUCCCCGGCCCAGAGCAGCCCCCUACCCCAGCAGGACCUGGGGCUGCCUCUGUGCAGGGUGCCCGCCCAGCCCCCCAGGGCCUGUCCCCACGGCUGAACCUGACCGGGGCCGUCAGGGUGCUCUGUGAGAUCGAGAAGGUGGCCAUCGCCAUCCAGAGACGCUUCCUGCAGCAGGAGUCCAUCCCUGAAUCCUCCCUGUACCUGGGACACCCGUCCUGCAAUGUCAGCGACCACAACAGCACACACGUGAUCCUGGUGGCCGCGUGGGGCGAGUGCGGAACCGUCGUGCAGAGUAACAUGACGAAUACGGUGGUGAGGACCACGCUGAGGAACGACCUGUCCCCAGAGGGCAUCAUCCAUCACCUGAAGAUCCUGAGCCCCAUCCACUGUGCCUUCCAGAAUGACCUCCUGACGUCAUCGGGCUACACUCCGGAGUGGGGGGUUUACACCAUCAUCGAGGACCUCCAUGGUGCUGGAAGUUUUGUCACUGAAAUGCAGUUAUUUAUUGGAGACUCUCCUAUUCCUCAAAAUUAUACCGUGUCUGCCAGUGAUGACGUCAAGAUUGAAGUAGGGCUCUAUAAACAGAAAAGCAACCUCAAGGUGGUCCUGACCGAGUGCUGGGCAACGCCAUCCAGCAAUGCCAGGGACCCGGUCAUGUUUGGCUUCAUUAACAACAGCUGCCCUAUCCCCAAUACACACACGAAUGUGAUUGAGAACGGGAACUCCAACAAGGCCCAGUUUAAGCUGAAAAUCUUUUCCUUCAUCAACAACUCCAUAGUCUAUCUGCACUGCAAACUCCGCAUCUGCAUGGAAUCCCCUGGAACCACGUGCAAAAUAAACUGCGAUGACUUUCGGUCGCUGAGAAAUGGUGAGCCCUCUGCAACGCACCAGAUGUCCUGGGGGCCCCUGAUUCGGUCCGAAGGAGAACCUCCAGCUGCAAAGCCGGGCCUGGGAGCCGGUUACCUGGUCCUCAUCCUGGUGGCCGCCUUUGCCUUGGUGGCGGGGCCAGCUGCCCUUCUCAUCAUGCGCUACCAGAGGAUGACCGGAAAAUACAACUUCAAAACCCAGUCCGACAACUUCAGCUACCAGGUGUUCCAUGAAUAAGGCGCCCGGCUGCCCGCAGGUAGCCGUGAAUCAAGCUCCAGUCUUCACUCAAGUGUUGAUGGCAGUCUGCUCUGUCCCGCAUCCAGAGCCUGGAUGAGCUCCAGAAGUGGUGAAAACACAGCCUCUGCCUGCCCCCAGGAGGCCCGUCCUCUGCCUGGGUCCCAGACAAGGCAGCACCAAGUGGGCGAGCGGAGCUGGUGGAGAAGCAGGCCGGGAGCUGGAUGCCCAGAGCCUCAGACACAGGGAUCUUCGAACCAAGCUCGAACGCAGCUCUGCCGUCACGCAAUCGCCUCCACCACACAGAGCUCCCAGGCCCCUUACCACCCUAAGUGGUCCAGGCAGCCCUUCCUGGCUUUGCUCACCAUUGACAUCUAACACCUAACACCCACCCACCCACCCAGCCACCCAUCCAUCCAUCCAUUUGACCCUCUGUCAAAUACAUAACAUUUUCGAAACUAUUUGACAGUGCAGUUGAAGUUCUUUUAAAAAUAGGUGAGUCAUUGAAAUUGGGUCAUUUGUAGAGACGUGGAUGGACCUAGAGACUGUCAUACAGAGUAAGUCAGAAAGAGAAAAACAAAUAUUGUAAAUUAACACAUAUAUGUGGAAUCUAGAAAAUGGUACAGAUGAACCGGUUUGUAAGGCAGAAAUAGAGACACAGAUGUAGAGAAUAAA